This is a messenger RNA of Aphanomyces invadans, 1461 nucleotides long. RefSeq lists its product as hypothetical. The transcript has 4 exons. Gene Ontology annotation, cellular component: cytoplasm; nucleus. The coding region runs from base 1 to 1461 and encodes 486 amino acids. NCBI's taxonomy places the organism in Eukaryota, Oomycota, Saprolegniomycetes, Saprolegniales, Verrucalvaceae. The record is from RefSeq and is a predicted model, not a curated record. Gene Ontology annotation, molecular function: protein binding.
AUGGAUCGCCUUGGAGACAAGUUCGAUCAAGCGAUGGAGAAGUUGCCUCAAAAAGUGAACGCUGCGACUGUCGCGGGAGCGCGAGACGCCGACGCGGCCAGGCUGACGAUUGCACCAUGGGCGAUGCAGUCUGCAACCAUGCUGACUGGUGGAGCCAUCGAUGUUUACCGCGCGGCAUCCACAGGCCAGUACCAAACCCUCGUCGACCUCUUGGCACACAAUGACGGAGUUUCGCUGGAAUACCUGGACCCACAUGACCGUACACCUUUGCUGAUUGCAUGCACGAAAGGACACCUCGACUGCGCGCAGUUUCUGCUGGCGCGCGGCGCGAAUGCCGCUGCCAUGGACAAAGAUGGAAACUCAGCCUUGCACGUGGCUUGCUUGCAUGGUCGAGUUGGCGUUGUCGAGAUGCUGCUGCAGACGUCGUCACCGAUGAUCUCGCCCUAUAUGUUGAAUAAAACCGGCCAGUCGGCACUGCGGUUGAGCCGCAUGGUUGUCCAAGCGAAAACGGACGGGUGGCGUCAAGUUGUUCAGUGCAUCGAAGCACUGGAGCAGCGCCUCAAAGUGUUUGAGGGAUGGAUUUACCACCGAUCGCAGUCCAUGUUUGCGUGGCAGUCGUGGGAGGCUCGAUAUGGCUUGGUCUUGCGAACGGGGUCCACGAUGUUUUUGGAAAUGCAUCUCUUCGACGUUCAACACGGUCGCCGGACUCCGAUCCCCACGCUUGUCUUUGACAUCCAAGUCGACAAGCCCGUCACGUUGUAUCGAGACGGCGACGGCCUGAAUCGAAAGCCCUUGGCCAUUGGAUUGGAGUCACAGGUCCUGGCUGCUUUGGACGAGUCUGGGUUUGAAGCAUGGGGCGCGUUCUUCACGUCAUUUAUGACCUCAGCUGUGUACGAUGGCGCGCGACCACCAGCAUCUGCCGCCUCCUCGGCCACGAAUGACCGCACCCCGCCACCUUCCGUGAAGGACAUGUCCCAGCCACUGGAUGAGGUUCAUGCUGUGUCAGCUUCGCCGCCCUUUGUUCAAGCGUCAGCACCAGCAUGGGAAGCCUUCAAUUCGGUUGCUAUGCCACCAACGGAAGUCGCUCACGCUUUGGCAGCGAUGCCGCCAUCUAAUCUCAAGCAAACAUCGGUCAAGUCGGUUGAUGUGGACGAACUGUCGAGCUUGGUGACGGACGCUAAUCACGCCACCCCCGCUCCGCCAUCGGCACCACGCAUGGUCGACCACGGAGACAGCAUCCUGAUGCACGAUGCCACCGAGAUGGGCGGCCACGGAGGCGAGUUUACCAGACGCAAUGAAGCAUGCGUUGUGUGCAUGGUUCGCUUGAAGCAAACGGUGUGUGUGCCGUGCGGCCAUGUCGCCGCGUGCGUCAUGUGUGCGGAAACCAUACACAGGACAUCGCAAACCUGUCCCGUCUGCCACACUCCCGUCAAAGAACUCGUUAAGCUCUGGCUCGCUUAG